Aspergillus costaricaensis CBS 115574 is the source of this 561-nucleotide messenger RNA. RefSeq lists its product as uncharacterized. The record is from RefSeq and is a predicted model, not a curated record. The transcript has 6 exons. Lineage: Eukaryota; Fungi; Ascomycota; Eurotiomycetes; Eurotiales; Aspergillaceae. Bases 1 to 561 code for a protein of 186 amino acids.
AUGAGCUUUACAUAUGCUGUGAUCCUCGACGUCCCAGCAAGGACCAGCUCGACUGGCCGAGGUCUGAAUGUGCCAGCCGUUCGCCCGUCAAAAUCUAUUGAAGCGUCGUGGCUACUAGUCUUUCUGGCGCAAAAGGGUAGACCUGAUCAGCACAUGGGCUGGAGACCAGAUAAGGCAUGCAGAAACAAGGAUGGCUUGCCACCUUCACAAUGCACAGGCUGCAGGCGCGUCAAUGCAAAUGAGUGUGCUAGGGAAGAGAGGCCAACAAAGGAUCUGAGGGGAAAGGGGAGAUUGUUUGCCAGGCCACCCUCUAGUGAUUUGGAGUACACCGGCUCAAGAGCUAAACUGGGCCUUGCACGAAAGAACCUUGUCCAUGACCCAUACAUCGGGCGGGGGACAGCUAGCCCAGGGGAAGAUGGGGAACCGAAGGCCAACUCCACGCACCCAAUGACUACUUGCCACAGCUGGGCUCGAGGAUCCCGAUCCAAUAGGCAAGUGAUAGAGGAUGUGUCCGACAGUGCGACGGAUCGGCCGCCGCCAUUGCAGAUGAAUGGCUGGUGA